Paralichthys olivaceus (Japanese flounder) is the source of this 7375-nucleotide messenger RNA. It is a transcript of the gene tasora, whose product is annotated as transcription activation suppressor a. Gene Ontology annotation, molecular function: chromatin binding. Gene Ontology annotation, biological process: protein localization to heterochromatin; negative regulation of gene expression, epigenetic. Gene Ontology annotation, cellular component: nucleoplasm; heterochromatin. The record is from RefSeq and is a predicted model, not a curated record. NCBI's taxonomy places the organism in Eukaryota, Metazoa, Chordata, Actinopteri, Pleuronectiformes, Paralichthyidae.
UCCAGGAAACAUGGUUGUGUGCUGGUUCGAGUCCCUGCGCUGCUGCAGCUGCGGUAACUGCAGGUAACAGCGGUGAUAUCCCGGGGCUCGACCUGAGAGACGGAAUAACGGUCAGGAGGAGGAGGAGGAGGAGGAGAGGCGUCGGUUCCCACCAUGGACGACAGCCUGGCCCGGAGGCCCGCAGCCCGGCCGAGGAGGCUGUCUGCUGCCGCCGCGGACUCCGGAGCUAACGUUAGCCUGCAAUAUGGCGAGGUGACCGAGGCGAUCGAGGUGCAGCCCGCCAGAGAAACCACGGUGGCCGCGGACAGACCGGGCGCCGCCGCCGCCGGGAUCGUGGAGAGGAGGAACUCGGCUCCGCAGGUGGUUCACCAGAGGCAUAUGCCGAUGGAGCCGAAGAAGUUCCACAUACCGAGGAAAACUAAGGAGAAGAGAGCUCUCUUCCGAGAUGUCUCCACUGAGUCCAGGGAGUUCGAGGACAUGGUGAACAUCCUGACCUCCAGUUACUUCGACACUGGCUCAGCUGGCUGCUUCACCUACUGCAAACCUCGGCUCGUCUACAGCGAGCUGCUGGAGAAAGAGUUUGUGGAGAAGAGGAGGGAGAUGAAGAUGGACGGGAGGACGGAUACGGAGCUGGAGGAAAGUUACGGUUUCAUGUUGGUUGAUGCUCCAAAGGUGCACCAGCUCUGCGAGAACGGUCUGUGUGUGAGUCACAGCUGGAUCACAGUGCUGGGAAACCCCAGUAAAGGAGUGUAUCUGUCCAGGUACUCAGACCUGCUUCAGAUUAACUCGUUUACCCCAGGAGCCACAGGGGAGAUCAUCAUCUUCAAAGUGAUGAAGGGAAAAGUGAAGAGUAUCUAUGAAAACAUGAAGAACGUUCUGGAUCCAACGCCUCGCUUCGACAGCCACAUCUUCAAGAACGCCAGCAAAGUCACCUCACUCACGUCCUACCGCUCCUUCGAGUUCACACAGCAUUACUUCUACGAGUAUUCGUUCGAUGAAUUGCGGCAGCGACCUCGCCAGGUUUGUCCGUACGCCGUCGUCUCCCUCCUGUUCAAAGGAAAGGACACUCCGCUUCUGAGGAUGAACAGUCAGACAACAGAGGGGAGUAAAGAGCGAGCUCAGUUCACAGUGUGGACCGGAGAUUUGGUGAAAGGCGACCAGGUUCUCUUCCAGAUCUCCCUUCGCUCCUUUUCUCCGCCCUUCCUGCCCCACAGACUACCAGAGAAGUUGAAAAUUGGUUGCGUGAUGAGACUUGACCAGGUGACCAAGCUCCUCCCCUCCAGCCUGUUCUCCUACAACCUCUACAACAGCAGCCAAGAAGUUGUGGAGGAUGGACAUUGCUGCAGUCUUCUGGAGGUGAUUGACAGAAGUCGGUCAACGACCAACGUGACAAAGCUUCUGCAGGAGCUGGAGAUGAAGAGAGUGGUUCUGGUGAGUCCACUUUCAGAGCGAGGAUUUCUCUUUCUACUCUCCAGUGUUCAGAUGGCCUCACCUCCUGAGCGAGAAGGAAACUGGAAGAGGUGUCUUCAGGCCUUGUUUGUUUUUCCUGAGAGCAGAGACGUUGCCAAAUCCACAUCAAGGAGGGCCUCCUCUGCCCAUGAUGCCUCAGUGUCGAUGUCUGGUGCCACAGUGAUGCCACAUCUGAGUACGUUUAUCCCAGCGUUGCAUCACGCCCUCGUCAAAACCCGUGCUAACCCGGCUCCCGAGCUGUCUGCCGGCGUGGAGCGCCAGGCAAAAGAAUACCUCAUUGGCCUGAAGGACGGCAAGGUUCGGCAGUACCCCAUGGGUGAAUACGACUCCAACCAAGAUGAGCAAGAAAAGCAUUUUCCCGCUCCCAAACACCACAAGGGGAACAUGGACUACUAUCUGCGCUCCUACCUGCACAGCCCUGCCCUCUACCUGCUGUCAGUGGCCCGGGCCAGGCAGGUGGUGGAGGGGCACUGUGGCCCCGAGGAGCCACAGCAGGUGAGGCCCAGGAAGAGCUGUGCAGGCCAGAGAGAGUCGACGGGGAAGGAGGUGACAGGCAGCUCCAGAGAAGGACAUUCCAACACUAAGAAGUUGCAGCAGCUUGUAGACCUGGUUUUGACCUGUAAGAGGAACGCAGAAAAUGAGGUGAAGAGGGAGGAAGGAGGAGAGGGAUCGCUGAAGGGACCAGGGAGGAAGAGGAGGCUGGAGCAGCAGGCGGCAGCGAGGGCGCUUAAAUUCCUGAAGGCAACUCAGGAACCUGGAAGAGAUUCCAAGAUUCCAGUCGAGGGAAGCCAGGUGUCUUCCUCUCCCGACUCUCUUACAUCUGUGAUUGGUUCAGUGGGUUUGAGGGACGUUGAUCUGAGGGAAGAUGGAUCUGAGCUUGCUGCCAAACUUCUCAUGCUGCUGACAGGCCUCAAACAGGCUGCCAAGGGCCCGGUCAGUCAGGAGGAGGGGCAGAGGGAAUCCUCUCCGUUUGAUAGGCUGGCCACUAAGCUGGGCCUGCCCACCAACUGUGACAUUGACCUGAGGAAGCAGGAAGAGCUUGAGGAGCAAACUGCGGGCAGUGUCAGCAGUCUGGAGGGAUUCAGUCCUAGCUCGCACAGCGGGGAGAUGAAUCACCGCGCGGGAAGAGGUCUGGGGAGGGGAACAGUAUACGGAGAUGACGAGGAAGAGGAGGAGAUCCCAUGGGUCCUCAUCCCCAUAACAGGUCUGAGUUCAGAUCGCUACUCUCAGAGAGAAAGAAACAUCCCUAAGGAUCCUCGCUUUCAGCACCUCUCGAUGACAACAAGCAUCACCACGACAACCAAACCUCCCGGGAAGAGCCCCGCCCUGUCUCCUGAGCUGAGCCCCCCUCCGUCGUCCCUCCAGUGCCCGUCCCCCAGGCUGAGCCCUCCUCCCUUCCCCACUCAGUGCCCAUCACCUGACCCCAGUCCUCCCCUUUCACCUUCCCAAUGCCCGUCUCCAGAGCCCAGUCCCUCUCUCUCACCGUCUCAGUGCCCUUCCCCGGAGCUCAGCCCCCCCACUUCUCCCUCUCAAUGCCCGUCUCUUCAGCCUCCACUAUCUCCUUCUCAGCACACGUCCCCUUCCCCCUCCCUGUCCCGGUGCCACUCCCCAGAGCCUAUGCAGCACAUCCCACUUAACAAGGGCGACAGUGGUGCUAAUGAGGAGCGUUUAGCCCCCACAGCCUCGACUGAGUUUAAAGCAGGAAUGUCCAGGGACAGACGAGAGAAGCCUCAGGAGACGGCAAAGAAGAAUGAAGAGCCAUCUGUGUUUUCAGCCAUCCAGCCAACUGUUCCUCCAGCCCCAGAGAGGAGGACAAGCCCCUCACCACCACUCUCUGCGAAGGAGUAUGCAGAGGGAGAAAUGCAGGAGAUGGUGGAGAGAGAUGCAGUGACCCUCAUUGAAAAAGUACAAAAACAAAGGGAAGAAAAAGCCACAGAGUGUAAACGAGAUGGGGAAGAGGUGGUAGAUGUGGUGGGUGAGGUAGCGGGUGAAAAGAAACAAAAGGGAGAAGUGAAGGAAAUGGUAGGUGGCUCUUUGUCUUCUCCGUCCGUGUCUUUACCUCUUACACGUCCUCUCAGAGAUAUUGACAGCAUAGUGGACAAACAUCUUGGCAACUUCUCCUCUGAGAUGCAGCUCCUCCUGCAGGGGGAGAGCAUUCACUACAGCUUCCCACAGUCCCCUCACUCCACCUCGAACACAGAAACCACCGCACCUCAACACACACUCCCACACUCUUUGUCAUCUCAGUUUUCAGAGUAUGUGUCUUUAUAUAACUCCUGUCCCCCUGUGAACGACUAUGUCAGCUCUCUAAAGGACGGCAUUAACAGCAUGUUAAUUAAGUUUGGUGACAUCGAGCGAAGCCACAAUGCAGACACUAGCCGGACCAAUGCUGAUAACAAGUUGGCUAGCAGUGUAAGCGCUUUUGUGGCCAGCAUCCGAGCAGCUAAUACAAAAACAGGCAGCGAUGAUGAGGCUUCGGCUCCCAGUGGUGAACUGACGGCUGCUCAUCCCAGUUCUUCAGUCAGUCAAACUCCGGCUCUCUCCAGAGGAGGUGAAGUGUGGCAGCCAGAUGCAACCAGACAGUUUCCUGAUGCAACAAGCCGCAGGAAAUCUCCAACUUCUAAUGUCACUGUAUCAACUCCUACCUCUGCUUCUGUAUCUGUUUACAAGUCUACCGACCCCACCCACUGUCAUCCUCCUUCAGACAAGUUAUCACAGUCCCACUGGAAACCACAGCAAAGUCACACGUCAGAGAUCAACAGAACAGGAGCUCAAAAUAUCAGACUAACACAGGACAGAAACUUCAGGAUCACACAAUGUGCGACUGAUGUCGAAGCUGGGAGUAGUGGUACAGAGUUGAACUCCAACUUGACUCCCCCGGGGUCCAGUGGUGUUUCUCUGUCCUUACUAGAACCUCCACUCCCGACCGAGCUGGUCUCCACCUCGGCCUCUGUUUCCCCCUUCGCUCCCCCAACCACAGCACUGAGCUCCUUGAUCAACCAGCUGCAGCCAGAGGUGUUCAGCAGUCUGGUGAAGAUCAUCAAAGAUGUCAAAAAGAAAUCCCUGCAGUUCUACCUCCACAGCACAGAGGAGAGGGACCCGCUCCUGGAAGACAUCAAGAGACACCUGUUGAAGCAGGGAAACAUGGAGAAGAGUCCUGUGGCCUUUCUGAACCAUGAAAACCCUGACAACCGACUGCUGGUCAUCAUCAAGAACAAAGACAUCGCUGGACACAUACACAAGAUCCCAAACCUGGUUUCUCUGAAGCGACGGCCCUCUGUCGUGUUUGUGGGGAUCGAUACACUGGGCGACAUCAGGAACAACAGCUACAAUGAGCUCUUUGUCUCGGGAGGAUGCAUCGUUUCUGAUGAGAUGAUCCUCAAUCCUGACUUCAUCAGCCAUGGUCAGCUGGCUGAGCUGCUGCUGCUCCUGGAGCAACAGAGCUCUCUGGAGAGUGUCUGGAAGUGGAAGGUUCACUGCAAAACCCACAAGAAACUAAAAGAACAAGCCAGUUUCAGGAGAGAGGCAGCCAACCUACUGGACUUACUUUCAGCUUAUCAGAAACGGCAAGUUGUUGAGUUCCUCCCUUAUCAUCGCUGCGACAUGAUGAACCAUCAGUCGCCCGACCUGGACUGUCUUAUCGAGCUCCAGGCCCGCUACACACAGUACAGACACACAAUCUUCCUGACCGAGCAUUGUCAUGAGAGGUUACCUGCCUACGCCAGUGGAGGCAUCAUCGUGGCUGGUAUCGAAGAAAUUCUGCAAGACUUCACCAGAGUGGUCGGUUACCAUGACAUCAAGGACAAGCAACCAGCCAAGGACGUUCUGCUGGCAACCAAAGGAGCAUGGGCAGAACGCAGACUUGAUCUGUGCUCCCUCACAACAGUAAGCGAGAGGAUAAUGGCAGCCAACAACAGCAGCAAACCAUGUGUUGAAUUACAUAACUUGGUGCCCCUUGUUAUAAGAGAGUUGACCGGCACCAGGGAAAGAGACCAACCUAACCCUGCAAGCAUCCAAGACUCUUCCUGCACCCGCCUCGCCCCCCAAGCUGAAAUGGCUGUUUCACAACUGCAUACCAGUCCCCUGGCCAAUAGUUUCAAGGGACGAGGGGGAGAGGAACAAGGCAACAGCUCAGUGGCUCCCGCACCAGAACAAGGACUACAUAGACCUGAAAGACAGGAGAAUGUUGUGCCCAAUGGACAAACUGACAACUACUCUAAAUUGAUACAACUACUUGGCACUCUUGAUGAAUCCAAGUCACACUCUGCUCAGUCUGUGCCUCCUCAUCACUCGACUCGCUUGCAGCUGUAUAAUCACCAAGGUCGGAAAUUCAAGAACAGGCAACUUUUAGACCCCAGGGUUUGGAAGGACAUCUUUUAUUUCAGACCAGGCACUGUACCAAAAGACCAGCCAUACUAUCAUCUUGGCGAACGAUAUCAGGAGCUCCGGGCCACCAGCACUGUUGUCUUUGCUAGUUUUGCUCGCCCCUGCUCUACUCAGUGGAGGGUAGCCUGUGGAGUUACUUGCUACAACCACCCUGAAGGACCUUGGUGUGAACUCCAAUCCGGGGAUGGGACCCAGAUCUGCAUUCUUGCCACUCUCCCCGUGUCAGACACCCCUUAAACUAUAGUUUAACUCCCCUGUGGAGAUUCCUCGGCACCAACCCUCUCUUUUUCCAACUUUGAACCUUCAUCGUUGACCCCCUUCACCUGUUGUUAGAGUGCCACCUUGGAUAAAGUUCGGACCCAAGAGAACCAAUACAACAACUCCUGCCUAGAAGGGGGUCAGUCGAGCAGGGUACUGGGGGAGAGAAUAUACAAGGGGAGUGAAAGAAGGGAAGAAAAAGGAGGUACACUCACUGCUGAUUCCACAGACUGGAGAGCCAUUUGAGAGCUAUUAUUUAUAUGUUGUAUGUGAAAAAUAAACUGCCAGAUGCUGUUUAUCAGCUGUUAGCGAUUUUUCAGAUCACAUGCAAAGCAAAUGCAAUAGUCAAAUUAACAUAAUCCAUAUCAUCAGCCUGUGUUCAUACAGAAUACAUAUAUCAUGUGAUGCCUUGAGACUAAACCAGCGACGUGCUUUUAAUUUAAAUAUGCAUUGCGUCGAUUGCUUUUUAAAGACAAUGUAGCUCAGAGAGCAACUAUUUAAUUUGCUUUGUCACUUUACUUUUAUUAAAUAUAGUUGGUUGGCAUCAGGACCUUCCCUAUUUAUUGUAUGACAGACGGUUACGUCUUCGUUCAUAUGAAUAAAAAACAAAGCUAAAAAGACCAAAAACUAAAGGAGGAAAAUCUCCAAAGCAGCACCAACAAGAAAUUGUCUGACCAAUGACGUUUGAUGUCUCUUACAUUAUUUUUUCUCUAUAUUUCAGGACACCUUAUUAUAAAAAAACAAGUAUCCAUUUAUGAUCAAGACUGAAAGUCUGUUUUCAUUUAUUUUGUGUCAAGAUAAUAUAAGAGUAUAAUCAUAAUCGUGUGUUUGUUUGAAAAUCCUGGAAUUGAUGAAGGUUUCCAUCCUUAACUUAAGACACAAGUGGUAUUAAGCUCAUAACAAGUAUGUGUUAUGCUACUUGUACCAUGGAGGCUAGAUGGCUACUUGCUUUUAAGGCAUCAAAAAAGAGCUUGCAUAGCAAUUGAGCGUGAGGCGUAUUUUAUAUAGUCUUUUUAUUUUCAUAUAGGAAAACCCUGUAGUCAGUAUACAUACUUUUCAUUAAUAAAAACUGUUAUUUAAUAGAAUCAUUUGUUGUUGAGUUCUCUGUGGCAACGCACCAACAUAUAGUUUUCGUCACGAAAAGGACACUGCUACGCCCCCGAGGUAAGAUCCAGCGUUCCUCAUCUCAGGGUAGAGAAGUGCUGUAGGGACCUCCUCCCUGGACGAACAGCUGGUUCAGGCCCAGUACAGGCCUUUUUAC